Schizophyllum commune H4-8 is the source of this 475-nucleotide messenger RNA. Its product is annotated as 60S ribosomal protein L30. Gene Ontology annotation, cellular component: cytosolic large ribosomal subunit. NCBI's taxonomy places the organism in Eukaryota, Fungi, Basidiomycota, Agaricomycetes, Agaricales, Schizophyllaceae. Gene Ontology annotation, molecular function: RNA binding; structural constituent of ribosome. The record is from RefSeq and is a predicted model, not a curated record. The transcript has 3 exons. Bases 38 to 385 code for a protein of 115 amino acids.
CUCAAGACCUCCACGUCCAGCAGCGCCCCACGUCCCAAUGGCCCCCACCAAAAAGUCCAAGGCUGCCAAGUCGACUGAGUCGAUCUCGGCGAAGCUCGCGCUCGUCGUCAAGUCGGGCAAGUACUCGCUGGGCUACAAGUCCGCGCUCAAGCAGAUGCGCAACGGCAAGGCCAAGCUCAUCCUCAUCGCCGGUAACGCACCCCCUCUGCGCAAGUCCGAGAUCGAGUACUACGCUAUGCUCUCGAAGACGACCGUGCACCACUUUGCGGGCACGAACGUUGCGCUGGGUACCGCUGCUGGAAAGCUCUUCCGUGUCGGUGUCAUGACCAUCACGGACCAGGGCGACUCCGAUAUCCUUACCUUCGCGGAGGGCAACCAGGCAUAAGCGUAUGCACACAUCAUAUUGUAUCAUUAUGCUUUCUACCAUGCCCUAUGAGUUGCUGUACUACGCAAAUCGACGCUGUCUAUGCCUGCA